GCGGCGGGGCGACCGGGGCCGCGGCCGAGGCCGGGGCCGGGACGGGCGGCCGCGGCGCCAUGGCCGAGUCCCAGCUGAGCUGCCUGGACGAGGCGCACGUGAACGAGAGGGUGACCGAGGCGCAGGCCGCCUUCUACUACUGCGAGCGGAGGCGGGCCGCGCUGGAGGCGCUGCUGGGCGGCGGCGAGCGGGCCUACCGCGAGCUGGUCAAGAAGGAGCAGCUGCGGGACUUCCUCUCCAGCCGGGAGCAACAGGCCCUCCGCGCCGCCUGGAGCCCCUACGAGGACGCCGCCGCCGCCGCCAACGCCGCAGCCCGGGGCAAGAGCAAGGCCAAGGCGAAAGCCCCGGCGCAGGCCCCGGCCGAGCCCUGCGAGUCCCUGGCCUACUGGCCCGACCGCUCCGACACCGAGGUGCCCCCGCUGGACCUGGGCUGGACCGACACGGGCGUCUACCGCGGCGUGAGCCGCAUCACCCUCUUCACCCACCCGCCCAAGGAGGAGAAGGCGCCCCACCUCAAGCAGGUGGUCAGGCAGAUGAUCCAACAGGCCCAGAAGGUCAUUGCGGUGGUCAUGGACCUCUUCACUGAUGGCGAUAUCUUCCAAGACAUUGUGGAUGCUGCCUUUAAGCGCCAGGUCCCAGUAUAUAUCAUCCUGGAUGAGGCAGGCGUGAAGUUUUUCUUGGAAAUGUGUCAGGGCCUAGAGCUCACCGACUUCCGUAUUCGGAACAUCCGUGUCCGCUCUGUGACGGGUGUUGGCUUCUACAUGCCCAUGGGGAAGAUCAAGGGGACCCUGUCAUCAACGUUCCUAAUGGUAGAUGGUGAAAAAGUAGCCACUGGAUCUUACAGGUUCACCUGGAGCUCCUCCUACAUGGACAGGAACCUUCUCCUCCUCCUCACAGGGCAGAACGUGGAGCCCUUCGAUGUGGAGUUCCGGGAGCUGUAUGCCAUCUCCGAGGAGGUGAACUUGCACCAGGAGCUGAACCUGGCAGGGGGCGCCGGGAGGCUCGGCGCCAACUACUCCUCCACCGUGGCUCGCAAGCUAAUCAACCCCAAGUAUGCCCUGGUGUCAGGCAGCCGCCACCCCCCCGGGGAGAUGAUGCGCCGGGCCGCCCGGCAGCAGCGGGAGGCCGGCGGCGACCCGGAGGAGCAGGAGGAGGGGGGCAGAGGCGGCGAGGCGGCCCGGCGCCUGGAGGCCUUCCUGAAUGACCUGGUCACGCUGGAGCAGGUGCUGCCCCCCGUGGAGCCCAUUCCCUCUGGAGAGCUGACUCGGAAGGACGGCAGGAUGCUCUCUCACCUGCGCGUGGACCUGAAGCCCAGACCCCCAGAGGCGCUGGUCCGAAACGGCAAGGGAGAAGCUGCCAACGGGGAGGCCACGGCGGCCAAGGACGGCAGGCGCUUGAGCAAGAGGCUCUUCAGUCGACGGGCCAAGAGUCCCACGGUGCCCAACGGUGUGACCGGCUCCCUCUGCACCGAGACCUUUGCAGAAGUGCGGCUAGUGACGGGGAAGAGGCCCAAAGAGGGCUCCAGUGCCAACAUCUCAGGUAAAACAAGUCCCAGUCUUGCCAAGGCCAGCAAUUGUGUGAUUUCCUGAGCCAUAGGUCAGCAGUGGGUAGGACCUGUGGAUGCCCCCAGCCCUGUCCUGUGGAGAAUACAGGUCAAACCCUGCACCAGUUUGCACUUCGGACCCUCACUUGCUUCCUGCCCGACAGCCUCUAUCCUGGCCUCAGGGACCCUCAAGCCCAGAUGUGAGAGUCUGCAGCAUCUCAAGACGACCACACGCCCCUACAAGACUGUCGCUGGCUGGGCAGGGGUCACUCCUUCUUGUUUACAUGAAGUGGAAGCUUGACUCAUGUCUGCUCUCCUUUAUGCUGGACCCCCUCCCUCCACUGGGCCAGCCUUGCCCUGCAGGUCCCCAGAUGGGGUGAGCCCAUGUCUUCAUGCCUAAUGCGAUGGGGUCUCCAGGGCAACCCUAGCUCCCUGACUUCUCCUUCCCUGGGCUUCCUGGUGCUUCUGGUCUCUCAAGAGGUUUGGUGGGAUAUAAGGGAAGAGGACGGAUGGGGCUCUGGGCCAGGGAGCCAGUCUUGACCUAGGCUCUGAACUCAAGGUAGAAGGUGCAGCGAGGACAGCUUGGGCACCGGCUGCUGCGGCCUUCCUGGCCCGGUUCCUGCAGGCUCCUGUACUAGACCUGGAGUGAAAUGAGGGUCAGGCCUCCCCUCAGCCAGGGGCAGAAUCUGACCCUGCCAUUCUGAGAGCCCUCAUACUGAGGUCUCCUUCCCCUCCCUCCCCACCAUCUUAGCAGUCGCCACUCCAGUCGUCCAGACCUCCUUGGCUGUUGCAAACACAUAUGGGGGUUCUUUUUGUGCCUUUGCCUGGUGCUGCUCCCUCCCUUUAAUAAAGUGCCUUGAUUUGCAGCCCAGGGCAGACAGACAGAGCUUGGCCGAGGGUGGGAGGUUCAAGUGGUAUGGGAGGUUAAGCCCUGCAGACAAGGGCAUGUGUCCUUUCCCACCUCCCUCCUCCCCCCCCCCCCACCGCCAUGGCCCUCAGCCCCCUUCACCAGCGAAGAUUUUUGUGCCUUCUCUAGUUGCAUUUCAGCCGAAGACCAGCCUUUGCCUCCUGCCAAAAGUCAGGCUGCGUCUAGAAGCCUUCGCCUCCCCAAAGGGGCCUGGCCUGAUUGCCACACCAGGCCAGGGAGAGCAGCCUAAAGUCACACACCACCCCCUCCCCGCUUGUGUGACCACAGGGGUCUGAGGAGAGAUUUCUUGAAUGGACAACAGAGAAAUUACCAAACUGCAGGCUCUGCGAGCCUAUGGCUGGGCGAUCAUAGCCGCAGGGAAGCCUAGGGGCCGCAUUGCCCAGUGGAAGCACCACCAGGCGGCCUCCCCCAGCCUCUUACUUCUGAACCAAACUUGUCUGUGUGUCUUUCCUUCUGCAAAAACCCUGGGGCACCAGCAGCACCUGGAGGAGGGGCCCAGG
This is a messenger RNA of Neomonachus schauinslandi (Hawaiian monk seal), 2971 nucleotides long. It is a transcript of the gene SACK1F, whose product is annotated as family with sequence similarity 83 member F. Lineage: Eukaryota; Metazoa; Chordata; Mammalia; Carnivora; Phocidae. The record is from RefSeq and is a predicted model, not a curated record. The coding region runs from base 60 to 1589 and encodes 509 amino acids. The transcript has 5 exons.